AUGCUGCCCUGGAGGAUGGCCGUCGUUGGUCUUUUCUACUGCUGCAUCAGAGCAGGUGUCACGCAACAUCAGACUACAGAAUUAUUCCCAGGUGUAAGCAAAAUCAAAAGAGGGGCGACAAAUAUGGUGAACCCCACCUUCCACAACUCCUUUGAUGACGUUCAUCUAUUAUUUGAGAUCCUGCUGACUGGCAUCAACUUUGAGGCAAGUGGAGAGUUUUCAGUCCAAGAUGCUGAGCUGGCUUCCCUCCGCAAGACAAGAAACCUGGAAGUCAUCUGUGAGGAGAUCAUUCCCAAGAAGCUAUCAGACGUAUUUAGGCUCAUCACUGACCUUUCACACCACAUUGGUCACCUGCAUCAGGACGAUUUUGAGCGCACCCUGUUGACCUUGGUGUACACCGCCCAGGGGAUGGUCAAUUCCUCGACUGAAAACCAACGAAGCAUGUGGGCCGAGUCUUUUGUUAGUUUGUACAAAGUCCUCAAGCAGGAUCUGACAGAGAAAAACUAA
Anoplopoma fimbria (sablefish) is the source of this 507-nucleotide messenger RNA. RefSeq names its product protein FAM180A-like. The record is from RefSeq and is a predicted model, not a curated record. NCBI's taxonomy places the organism in Eukaryota, Metazoa, Chordata, Actinopteri, Perciformes, Anoplopomatidae. Bases 1 to 507 code for a protein of 168 amino acids. The transcript is spliced from 3 exons.